GACCUCAUUGACAAAAAAAAAUAAGAAUAUAAAAAAUGGCUAACACCCCAAAAACCCUAAUCGCAUUUGUUUUCAGCGUUAUUGUCAUCAUAUCUUAUGUUCAUUGUCAUACAACAAUUGCAAGUGCCCCAAGCAGUGGUGAACCAACAACAUACGCAACAGGUCCUGCACUUUCGAAGCACUCGCACGACAACGAUGGGAUUUGCUUCGUAACACCAGCGUGUUUUGCCCCAGGCCAAUAUGAAAUAGGUUGCAUUGUGUAUUGUCACGAAUCCCAUUAUAAACAUUACAAAUGUGUUAAUAGAUCAUGUUGUUGUUAUAAUACAGAUAAGAAUGCGUCCGAGCUGAAAUAAUCCAACGAAAAUGUAAAUGUAUCUACUUGAAAAAAUAAUCAACAGUUUUCCUAUGUUCUCA
Molecule: messenger RNA, 414 nt
Organism: Arabidopsis thaliana (thale cress)
Lineage: Eukaryota; Viridiplantae; Streptophyta; Magnoliopsida; Brassicales; Brassicaceae
Product: Defensin-like (DEFL) family protein
Exons: 2
Coding region: 36-353 (105 amino acids)
Cellular component (GO): extracellular region
Source: RefSeq, marked reviewed